This is a messenger RNA of Mus pahari (shrew mouse), 2275 nucleotides long. It is a transcript of the gene Apmap, whose product is annotated as adipocyte plasma membrane associated protein. Gene Ontology annotation, molecular function: strictosidine synthase activity. Bases 95 to 1378 code for a protein of 427 amino acids. Lineage: Eukaryota; Metazoa; Chordata; Mammalia; Rodentia; Muridae. The transcript is spliced from 10 exons. The record is from RefSeq and is a predicted model, not a curated record. Gene Ontology annotation, biological process: biosynthetic process.
GGUGUCGGAGGUGUCAGUGGAGAGGGCGGCAGAAUGAGCGAGGCGGACGGGCUGCGGCAGCGCCGACCCCUGCGGCCGCAGGUCGUCACGGACGAUGGCCAGGUCCCGGAGGUCAAGGAGGGCAGCUUUGUGGCUCUUGAAGGCCCUGUGGUCUGGUGGUCAAAUACAGGGAGAGUUGAAGAAUAUCCUUCGAAUUUGGCUGUUGAAACGGCAGAAGAUUUUUUCCUUUAGUGGCAGAGUUUUCAGAAUGACCUUCUUGAUGCUGGCUAUGUCCCUUGCCAUUCCCCUACUUGGAGCCAUGAUGCUGUUGGAGUCCCCCAUAGAUCCCCAGAGUUUCAGCUUCAAAGAACCCCCUUUCAUGUUUGGUGUUCUGCAUCCAAAUACGAAGUUGCAGCAAGCAGAAAGGCUAUUUGAAAACCAACUUAGUGGACCAGAAUCCAUAGUAAAUAUUGGGGAUGUGCUGUUUACUGGUACAGCAGAUGGCCGAGUUGUAAAACUUGAAAAUGGAGAAAUAGAGACCAUCGCUCGGUUUGGUUCAGGCCCUUGCAAAACCCGAGAUGAUGAACCUACCUGUGGGAGACCCCUGGGCAUCCGGGCAGGGCCCAAUGGGACCCUUUUUGUGGUUGAUGCGUACAAGGGACUGUUCGAAGUAAAUCCUCAGAAACGUUCGGUGAAACUGCUGCUAUCCACUGAGACUCCCAUUGAGGGCAAGAAAAUGUCCUUUGUGAAUGAUCUCACUGUUACUCGGGAUGGAAGGAAGAUUUAUUUCACGGAUUCCAGCAGCAAGUGGCAGAGACGAGACUACCUGCUUCUGGUGAUGGAGGGCACUGAUGAUGGGCGCCUAUUAGAGUAUGAUACUGUAACGAAAGAAGUGAAGGUUUUGUUGGACCAGUUGCAGUUCCCUAAUGGAGUUCAGCUCUCUCCUGAGGAAGACUUUGUCCUAGUGGCAGAGACAACUAUGGCCAGGAUACGAAGAGUCUAUGUGUCUGGCCUGAUGAAAGGAGGGGCAGAUAUGUUUGUGGAGAACAUGCCUGGAUUUCCUGACAAUAUCCGGCCCAGCAGCUCUGGUGGAUACUGGGUUGCUGCUGCAACCAUUCGUGCUAACCCUGGGUUUUCCAUGUUGGAUUUCUUAUCUGACAAGCCUUUUAUUAAGAGAAUGAUUUUUAAGCUCUUCAGUCAGGAGACAGUGAUGAAGUUUGUGCCACGAUAUAGCCUGGUUCUAGAAGUCAGUGACAGUGGUGCCUUCCGGAGAAGCCUGCAUGAUCCUGAUGGACUGGUGGUCACUUAUGUGAGUGAGGCGCAUGAACAUGAUGGAUACCUGUACCUGGGCUCCUUCAGAUCUCCCUUCAUCUGCAGACUCAGUCUCCAGUCUAUUUAGCCAGCCCAGCAGCUGCCCCCACUGUGCAUGCCAGGAAUCAUCACAGUCACAUAGGUCUGGAAGGAGCCAUGGGCAUAGCCGUCUCUGUGUUCCUGCUAGUCCUUGGAAGUGUGGGAGUAGCUGCUGUAACCUGGAGAAGAUGGACCUUACCCAUACUUUCUCCCAAGAGGUGCCUCUCACCUGGACUUGAUGUCAUUUUUAGAGGGAAAUAGUGUAUCUGUUAUGAGGAAGACAAAUCAUGGAAAAGCCAUUUCUCUUUAAAAAAAAAAAAAUGCUAAGUACAAGAAUUCUCUAGUACUUGGAAAAUUUAAUACACUUGUCACGGGGCUCAGGGUUUAAUGAUUAGAGCAGGGGAUUGGCUGUGCAGGGACCUUUGUAUUGCCACUGGCUCUAUCUGACACCUGUAUCUUCAUUCUAAAGUAGGGUCAUGCUUUUGGAGGUGCUAUUGCGGUAUACCAUGGAAGUGGUAAUGCAUGUGUUGAGGCAGGGAUUAUUCAAGCUGAAACUUGUUCUCAGGGGCCAUGUGAGAUGUGUGAGAAUUCCUGGACUUCUGGUAUUUCUCCACAGUAGAGGUGUGCUCUCCCACCCUCUACAAGUCUCUUUCCAUGCCAGAGGGUUUUCAAGACUCCUGUUUUAGAGGCCAGGAGGAUUUCAUUGGGUUUCUUUCUGACUGCCUUCUCCACUGGAAUUGGGUGACCCAGCAAGUUUGUACCUGCACAGGGGUGUUUUAGAAGUGCCAUUUUAUGGCUUGAUACCUUUUAGACCUACAGAUGUGAUUAGUGAACUAUUGAUAUAAUGUUUGUGCUAAUGUAAUAAGCUCAAAGUUGCUUAUUUCUUUGCAAGUAUGUUUAUACACUGGUCUUAAUUUUGAUAAUAAUAAAUCAUAUUAAACCCACU